This is a messenger RNA of Anarrhichthys ocellatus (wolf-eel), 5373 nucleotides long. RefSeq names its product hemicentin-1-like. Bases 1361 to 3607 code for a protein of 748 amino acids. The transcript is spliced from 10 exons. The record is from RefSeq and is a predicted model, not a curated record. Lineage: Eukaryota; Metazoa; Chordata; Actinopteri; Perciformes; Anarhichadidae.
AAAACACUGUUAUUUGCUCUAUAUUCUUAUUCCCAAAAAGAUAUGAGUGAUCUAUAUCAAAUGAUGCACACACUCUCUAACAUACCUGGCAUCUCUGUAACUUCAUACUUGUUUUCUUAUUUAAAGUAUCUGAACACUAUCGACUAUUUCCUUAACGCAGUGUGCACAUUGCAGCACCAGUUGAACAAUAAGCUGUUUUUUUUAUUGACACACAACACAAACCAAACUUUUUUUUUUUAUUAUAAAAAGUUCCAUGUGAUCUUAUUCAUAACGUUCAUCUUAUCUUAUGUUUGUCUGUUGACUUUCUUUUGUUUUUUUUGUUAAAUAUGAGAAACCACAGUUCACAGUAUAAAUCACAUUUAUAUUGUAUUACAACUUACUGGUUGGAGAACAUUCUUGUGUGAUUCCCUCAGAAACGAAGUGAGGAGACUAAACUACAGUAAUGCAUACUGUAGUCUACAGACAGAAUCAACACCCUGUUGUGCUGAUCGCCACUCCCCAGACACAUCUUUCAAGAGCUGUGCCAUCCAGACACACCAGCAGUCUGGCAUGACUCAGUUGUUGGAUUAUUACCGCUGACCCUUCAAUGCUGGUAAAACCUCUAUUUGUUUCAGAAACAUAGAAUGAAGUAUCAGUCCUGCAUAUACUGAUCAAGUCAGGAGUUGUGUAUUUAAAUCUCAAAUAUGUUGUAUAUUUUUUGGCUGUAAGGUAAGACCGAACUUUCAGAAAACUCAAAUGAUUGCAAGCUGUAAAAUGUCUGACUUACAUUGUUAGUUCAUACAGUAGAUCUGUACAUACAAACUUAAGUACAUCAACUUAAGCAGUCCACUUAAACUAUUUCAAACUACUGGUAGAUUUGUAACAUCUUUAUCAUUUGCCAGAUUUGCAUACUUUUACUCUGAAUUUCAUCUAUUUUCUCUGCUAUAUUACUUUCCUUUACGUUAUACAACACAUUUACAUUUUUUGUUAUCCUUUAUUUAACCAGAAAGACAAAUAUAAAUAGCAAUAUCUGUUCUGCCAGGGAGUCCUGGUCAAGAGUAAGUAAGUCUUUCAGCUCAUUCCAAGUGUGCUGUAAUACAGUUAAUGAUUGAUAUGGUUAGUAGUUGUAUAUUGGUAGUAAACAUCUUCAUGUUUGCCUCAUUUGAUAAACUAUCACUGGAGAGAAGCACAUUAUUCUCCAGCUACAGUAAUAUUAUACUGUGACAAUAACUGAAUCUAAUGUUCCCCUUGAAACAGGAUUUAUUCUGCAUUACCCUGGCUAUUCAUAUUAUAAUAGUAAACCAGAAAAUAGAAAUGAACAGAUAUCCCUUUGUGUCCAGUACUGUACCUCUCUGUAGGAUCAUCAACCUCACAAGAAAACAUGACCGGUUCUAGAAAGGCUUUCCUCAUAUGCUGUCUACUGCAAGGUAGCUUAUGCCAAGACUUUGCAGCCUUCCUGCCUCAGACAGUAGAGGGACUAAGUGGAUCCUGUGUGAUGGUCCCCUGCGCUUUCAGCUUGCUCUCAGGUUGGGAUCACAACCUGGAUGAUUCCUGUAAAGCCAUUUGGAAGAGAGGCUGGAGUCGAACGCAGGUGUUUGACUCCAGCCUCACCGGAGAACAUGCAAGCUUAAACGUCCUGCAAGGAAACCUAACGGGCAACCUGCGGGAGAAGGAUUGCACCGCCGUCUUCGACGACCUGCCGUCAGACCAUUAUGACAGAUAUUACUUCCGGCUGCAGUGUGACAAUGAUUUGAAGUUCAACUUUCCAACGAACGUCCUUAUCACCACCCAAAAUUCAAUGCCUAAACCUGCCAUAACUCCAUCCAGGCUAGAGGUAGAAGAAGGAGCCCCAGUGAGGUUGCACUGCUCGGCUGUAGCUCCCUGCCCCGUUCUUCCCCCUGCUCUGACUUGGACCCCCGCUAUAGGUGACAUUGAGGAGAACACAGAAACUAAAUCUGUGACAUCCGUUAUGAACUUCACCGCUUCUUACCUCCACAAUGGACAGAGGUUCUCGUGCACUGCUCUCUACAACCGACAAGCUGGCAACAGUGACCUUCUGUAUGAAAGAAGUUUGACCCUCCGUGUUCUUUAUCCUCCAAAUAACACAUCGGUCAGCUACUCCGGUCCUGUGAAGGAGGGCAGCUCAGUGACCCUGACCUGCAACACCAACGCAAAUCCAGCCGUGGACAGUUUCGCCUGGUACAAAGUGGAUGGAGAUCAGGUGACAGCAGUGGGUUCUACGAACAGGCUUUCAACUACGGUCUCCGAAGUGGACAGCAAAUUUUACUGCCAAGUCAGCAACGGAUAUGGAAACCAGAACUCAUCCACCACUCAGAUAGACGUACAAUUUCCUCCCAAGGAAACCACAGUAAUCGUCAACCCCAGCGGUCCCAUACUGGAGGGCAGCUCUGUUUCUCUGCUCUGUAGGAGCCGUGCGAACCCACCCGUGACCAACUACACCUGGUACAAAGAUGACGAAGAGGAUGAGGAGCCUGGAUCAACCUGGGUUAUCAACAGUGUUGACCCGAGCCACAGUGGUGACUACCACUGUGUGGCAAAAAACGAGCUGGGAGAGGAAAUGUCCGCACCGACUCAGCUGGACGUUCAGUAUCCCCCAAAGAACACCUCAGUGUCAGUUGACCCCUCUGGUCCAGUGCUGGACGGCAGCUCCGUUACUCUGACCUGCGCAAGCAUCGCCAAUCCAGCAGCAGUUAACAUCACCUGGUUCAGAGUGGCUGCAAGAGAAAAGGAGGCGAUGGGCUCUGAGCGAGACUUCACUUUCAAUGUGACCAAACUCUCGGAGGAUCAGUACUACUGUGAAGCUCUGAAUGUCCAUGGAGCUGAAUACUCAGAGCUUACCAAUAUUGAUGUCACAUUUGCUCCAGAGAUUCUGCCUUCUUCACGCUGUGUCAAGAUUUUAUCCCUGAUCCGAUGUUCCUGCGACAGCCGGGGGAACCCACCUCCCUCCCUGAUUUGGGAAUUGGCUGGGGAGGCUGUCAAUCACUCUGCCGCCAUCCCAAUCAAGGAAGUUCCUCUUGGGAGUGUUGGUAGGAGGAGCCUAAUCACCCUGUACCAUCUGGACGAAGGCAUGCCCUCUCUAGCCUGCCUCAGCAUCAACUCACUGGGCUCCCACAGUUUCGUAUUCAACGUGUCCUCCAGCGAAACUCAGCUAGGCCUCCAUGCUUUGUCUCUAUUAAUCGGCUCUUCAGCGGGAGCCCUGGGGAUGCUGCUGGUGUGUGUCCCACUGUUGCUAUUCUUUUGCAGGAAAAGGAAAAGAAGCCUUUCACCAAAAAAGGGAUUAGUGGACACUUCCGACGUUUUAGUUGCUAACGGGACCAACUCAUCAAAAGUGGAUGUGAUUUAUGACAAUAAAGCCACUCUGGAAGAGGAAGGAAUAGUUGCGGAAGAUACUGUUCACUACACCAAUGUGGACUUUGCUAAACUCCAGGCUAUGUCAGAGGGUACGCUUGGGGAAGGCGAGAUCAGAGGCCUGGCCUCCAAGACGGCCGAGUAUGCUGAGAUCCGUCUGCACUCCAGAGGAAGCAAUGAAGGAGACGCAAAGGAAGAAGAGACAGUCGCUGACGCCUAUUUGGGAAAAGGGAAAGACACUGAUGGUCUCAUAGGAUAGGUCAGUGAAAGAGUUAUGGCUUAACUUUAAAGGAAAUGAUAUCCGAAACAAAGAAGUCUGGACUUCAAACAGCUACAGGACUUUACCAUGUCAGGAGAGCUCGGUCUGCAGCAGUGGAGGUAGAAACUACUGCAGACAACCUUAUUUAACGUGAGUAAUGUCACACACUUGUGGCUUCAAGUUUCGCUCUCACCAUGAAAUGAAAUCCAUAUAGUAGGUAGUUACCCCACAAUCAACCAUAACAGUAAAUGUUUCCUUUAAACUUCUGACCUUUAUUCUUCUGUGUGAUUCAACACUACAGAUAAAUGCUGCCACGUUUAUCAUGUUACCGUUUGUAUCCAAUAUUCUAAUUGUAACUUGUGUCUCACAGUUCUGUUGAUUUAUUUAAAACCUUUGUGCAGAGUGAAGAUGUCAGAGUAUGUCACACUUUUUUUUUAUUAAUCAUUUUGCAUUUGUUUUCUCUUAAAAUACAUAAAUAUGUUUGAGCUUGUUUAUAAAAAGACGAAGCUAUUAAGUUGGCAGUUAUACAAGAGCUGAAUUCAAAGCCUGUUAUGAAAUGGGGCAUUAUGCACGUGGCGCAUUGUUUCCGAAUGCAUAUUUUGGAAACAAGCCUCAGUAAGGGAACUGCUGCAUAACAUUACAACAUUAAAGCCAUGUCAUCUUGUACUGUUCACAAAUGUCAUAGUAAUAUCAAUACACUUUACAAAUAUGUUCAUUUAUCCAUGCAUUGGUCACUUACAAAACAUCAGAGUAGAGUGAUACAACCCUUAUUCAUCGAUUGGCUGUACCUCUAAAGUUUGGUAAGAGUAUCUCAACUAUCUCAAAUUUUGACCUCAGAGUACUGUGUCUCAUCUUCAUCAGAGCUGCUGGAGUCUCUGACGACUCGCUGAUGUCCAGGCUUGACCUUGAAGCUCACCUGUGAAUAAUUGACCUGUACUUCAUCCUCACUGGUGUCUGUGUCAUAGUCUAUUGGAUUUGGAGCUCUGGCUGCGCUGGCGUUCUCGUAGUCCGGUCUGUCUUCAUUCUAGGAGAAUAACAGAGAUUGUCACCAGAUCAUUUGUGUCAUAACUUAUUAUAGUAUAUGGAUUUUAUGCCAGCAAAAAUUCACAUCAACACACAUUUAAUGCUUGUGAGGACUGGAAGAUGUUUUCCUUAAUUAAGUGAUUGCUUUACAGGGAAUUAAUUCAAUUAAAACAGGAAACGUCUUCUUUACAACAGUAUUGUGGACACACCGAUGUGAUAUACAGGACAUACUUCUUCUAUUCUAGAUUUUGAAAGGUAGCAUUUGUGUAAUUUAUUAUAUCAGGAAGCACAAAAUAGAUCAACCAACAUGAUUUAGACAUUAUUGCCAUGAUAACACAUAAGUAUUUGGUUUAUAGGUUUCUGACCUUUGUUGGUGGCUUUUUCUUGGACACCUUCGCAUACACAUCUUCCACGUUUGCCGGAAGAAGAACUUUGUUUCUAGAACAACAAAUACCAUCAUAAAUAUUACAUAUCACAUAUAUUUGCCAUGUAUUAAUACCUUUCUUGUUAUUGUUGUUGUGUCUUAAAUAAAAAACAGAUUCUCACUUUUGCUUAUUUCCAAAGUGUAAAGAAGCGUAGUUGAGAGAAUCGUCCUGUGUGUGUCCACCUUGCUGUCUGAUUAUUUUUUGUGCAGGACGACCCUGAGCAGAGACAGACAGAAGACAUCAGUGAAUGUACUGUAACGAAUGAAUCAGUUAAUUCAUGCCUUGAACAACAAGCUGUAGGUCCUCUGGUCAUUCAUU